This is a messenger RNA of Octopus bimaculoides (California two-spot octopus), 1379 nucleotides long. RefSeq lists its product as uncharacterized. The record is from RefSeq and is a predicted model, not a curated record. Lineage: Eukaryota; Metazoa; Mollusca; Cephalopoda; Octopoda; Octopodidae.
UUUAUUGUUACAAGUUGUUCCUGUCACAUAUUUCUCCUUAUGUUACAUUGCAUCAGUGACUUCGUCUUUCGUUAACUUCUUUUUCUUCUGAUUUAAUUACAUUUCAUUACAGGAAUAAGUAAUGAUGAUAACUCAAAGUACACAUACCGAAAGGACUUUAUAAAAGUUGAAUACGCCUACCAUGCAAAUAUGCCUGCUCAAAAUAUCUCCGGAACACUCAGCUAUUGUACAUAUUUCUGUUGGCAAAGGCAAGAAUGUAAGUCCUUUGCAUACGACAAUGGAACAAGUAGCUGCUUGAUAUAUAAUGUGACGUCAGCAGAAAAAAUACUAUCGUAUCAUGCCCGUAUUCAUUACUAUCAAAAGAAGAACUACAACAAUAUCGGAACUUGCCCACUGAAUAUCAUUUAUAGCGCCUUUUCUAAAUAUGGAAAAUAUAUCACAAAAAUACCGGUUCCAUUUUCUGAAUGCUUGUCAGCAUGUUACGAUGAUUCCUCAUGUAAUACUAUCAACUACAACAUGAAAUAUCAGGAAUGUUUCACACUUCAUACUAAUUCUAUUAACAAGACUGCAAAAUAUAUUGAUUAUCCACACCAGGUCAUAUACGUUAACAGAACUCGUCUCCUGUCUGUUCCGAAGCAUCAGUUAAUGAGCUUAAACACCAUGGGAUGCAAUCCAGGGGCGCUAUAUAAAUUGUACUUCCCAAAGAACCGCAGAGAUAACUCCUUGUCAAGGUCAGCUGACUAUACUCUGCAAUGGAAUCAAUAUGGAUUUAGCAGAGCUCUUUAUACAUAUACUGGCACAUCGAAAAUUCAAUGCGCAGCAAAAUGUCUUUCCCAAACAGAGUGUGCUGCAUUUUAUCAUUCCGGUGACUAUUGUUCCCUACAGGCUUUGUUUUGUGGCUUCAGAAAAACUUCGACUUCAGUAGUAGGAUGUGUUUAAAAAAGCGUAAAGUGACGCUUCCCUUAGAACACCCACCACGUUUUAAAAUUUAUCAGUAUCUGUGGCAUUGUCCUAGUUAUAUUGAAUAUAUCACAUCCACUUAAUUUGUAGUGUUUUUAAAUGAAGAAUAACACCAGCACUUUAGAGUCAAAUUGCCAACAUCAUACUUUACUUUCUGUGUUACUAACUAUAUACCUGUUUCGAACAUUCUCCUUCUUCUGCACAAGUUUGUCCUCGGGAUUCAUUCCAAGGAUGAAGCAGUUUUCUUUCUUCAAUUUUUUUGGAAGACCUCGAAUUCAUAAAGAGACACUUUCUUAAAUAACUUAAUAUUCUUUGAGAAAUUCGUUACCUCUCUGCAAUAAGUUUAUAACUCGUGUUCAUUCAACUAUAGAGUUCAUUUUCUUUUAAUAUAUAGCGAUAUUUAAAUAUCUUAAUAAAAA